This is a messenger RNA of Exophiala spinifera, 1650 nucleotides long. RefSeq lists its product as uncharacterized. Gene Ontology annotation, biological process: transmembrane transport. The transcript has 6 exons. The coding region runs from base 1 to 1650 and encodes 549 amino acids. Gene Ontology annotation, molecular function: transmembrane transporter activity. Gene Ontology annotation, cellular component: membrane. The record is from RefSeq and is a predicted model, not a curated record. NCBI's taxonomy places the organism in Eukaryota, Fungi, Ascomycota, Eurotiomycetes, Chaetothyriales, Herpotrichiellaceae.
AUGGCCGACACAGAGGCCACAGGCACCGUGGCUCGCAGCCUGUCCAAAGAUGAGGGCAGGUUGCGAGAAUUGGGAUACAAGCAGGAACUCAAGCGGGAUUGGACCCUCAUGCACAAUUUUGGAGUGUCUUUCAGCAUUAUCUCUGUCAUUACUGGUAUCACCACGCUCUUCGAGUAUGGUUUGACCACGGGAGGUCCAGCUGUCAUGUCGUCAGGCUGGCUUGUUGUCAGCUUCUUCACCGCGUUCGUCGGUCUCGGAAUGGCAGAGAUUGUCAGUGCUAUACCGUCUGCUGGUGGUCCAUACUUCUGGGCUGCAAUCCUGGCACCGAAGAAAUGGGCACCCUUUGCCUCUUGGGUGACAGGCUGGUUCAAUCUAUUGGGACAGGUCGCAGUGACAACGGGUAUCACAUUUGGUUGUGCCGGACUCAUCUCGACCCUUGCAACGGUCAAUGGAUACGAAGCAUCCGCCGGGAAGACAUUGGGCAUAUACGCCGCUCUGCUCUGCUCCCAUGGCCUGGUCAACUCCUUCGGCGUACAUAUCCUGCGCUAUCUCAACAACGCUUCAAUCGUCCUACAUUCGCUCGGCGUAUUCUCCUUCGCAGUUGCUGUUGUAGCCAAAGCUCCACAUCACCAAUCAGCCCAUUUCGUCUUCGCAAAGUUCUACGAUGGAACUGGUGAUCCAGGUUGGUCAGUGAGGGCUUCGCCAGAAUAUGUUGCUUGUAUCGGCAUCUUGAUGUCACAAUAUACCAUCACUGGCUUCGAUGCAAGUGCUCACCUCUCGGAAGAAACACAAAAUGCGUCUUGGUCAGCCCCAUGGGGUGUUCUGAUGAGUAUUGGCUGCUCUGCAGUUUUCGGGUGGUUUCUCCUCCUCUGUCUCCUCUUCAGUAUCCAGGACUUCGAUCAUACGGUGGAUUCGGACUAUGGUCAACCGGUGCUGCAGAUUCUAGUGGACAUUUUCGGCAAAAAUGGCGCUAUUGUCCUCUUUACUCUCGUCAUUGUCUGCGUCUGGCAUUGUGGCUUGUUCAGCCUGACGUCGAAUUCGCGCAUGAUGUUCAGUUUCGCUCGAGACGGUGGAAUCCCACAUUUCUUCCACAAUGUCGAUGCCCGCUUCAAGAGUCCCAUCCGCACGAUUUGGCUCGCUGCCUUCCUUGCAUUUCUCCUCGCCAUUCCGAGCGUCGGGUCCUCGGUGGCAUUUGCGGCUGCCACGUCGAUUGCGACCAUUGGUCUCUACAUUUCCUACGGCCUUCCAAUUUUGAUCGGCAUGGUCAACCCUCAAGGCUUUAUCCACGGUCCUUUCAACCUGAGAUGGUUCUCGCGUCCAGUCGCCUUGAUUGCUUGCGGAUGGAUCGCCUUCAUCACCAUCAUCUUCUGUCUUCCAGAACUGAACCCUGUGGAUAGUCAGACUCUGAACUAUACGCCUGUGGCAGUUGGUAUUAUCGGUUUCUGGUGCCUUGCCAGUUGGUUCCUUUGGGCGCACAAAUGGUUCAAAGGUCCCAUUCGCCAGAUCGAGGCAGAAGUCUCCGGCAUUAAUGUUGAUGAUCCUGCUGCAAUGGCGGAGGCCGAGCGAGAAGGCAGGAUCCCUGAGAUCGAAGCGUUGGAAAGCAACAAGGAGGCGAGUAUGCUCGCCGCGAUGAAGCAUAACUACAAUUGA